CAACUGCUGCACUUUUUGAGUUUAUUUAUUUAGUAAAUAAGUACGUCUGCUGUUAUCAUUUUAACAAGUAGAGUUGUCGUUAGUUAGAGUUAUACCUCGGUAUCUAUUAACUAAUACUGGUUUGAUGACAGUGCUUUAUUGAUUGGACAUAGAUAUUGCUUGCUUCAUGUAAAUGAGGCGUUGGUCGAUCCCCUUCUCAGAACAAUGUGGUUUUUGUGGACCUUAGGCUGGAUUUCACUCGUCAUCCAGUUUGCCUUUGCUUCCUUAGCUCUGGCAUCUGGAUUGUAUUACUUGGCGGAGUUGGUGGAAGAGUUCACUUCUGCUGCAGCUCGUAUCAUUAGAGUCCUUAUCUUUAUCGUUUUUGGUGUGUUUGUCGGAUUCUUGCUCUUUGAAGACUUUCCUCUGCCUAUGACCCUGUGCGGUAUGGGAGCACAGUUGGCGCAUUUAUACGUCAUGCAAACAUUUCCCUACUUUAGAGUUUCCUCCCCUGCCUUCAUCUCGACCCUCUUCUUCGUCAUCGUCAACCACUAUAUUGCCUUCUCCCAUUUUAGCAACAACUUCUAUCCAUUUGUUCAAGUGAUGGCUUAUUUCACUCUGUGCAUGUGGAUGGUUCCUUUCUCUUUUUUUGUAUCCCUAUCAGCCAACGAUCUCAUCCUUCCUACCCAAGCUGAAAAAUCCACCCUCUUGGGACAGGAUGCGGACAAUGACGUUGUGAGCAACUAUUUCAAAAAGAGGGGUAAAAAGUAUGGACUUCUCCAGUUCUUCAACUCUGCUAAAGACGCCGUCUUCCCCCAGAGAAUCAAGAAGACCUUUUAGCCCCUCCUUUUGUUGGAGCUUGUCAUAAAUAGAUGGGAUAGUGUACUCAAAAGUGAUAGCGUCGAGCAAUUUCAUACCAUACACGUAAUAUGAUAGUGAUUACCUAAAUUGAUAAACUCUCUCGUCCCAAUAUGUUAAUUACUUGUAACGUGAGAAGUACUAUGUGUUUCUCGUUUACGUUUUGGAAAAUAUAGAUUAUAUUUUUUAACGAA
Messenger RNA from Folsomia candida, 1028 nucleotides. Its product is annotated as protein TEX261. Bases 205 to 816 code for a protein of 203 amino acids. The transcript is spliced from 5 exons. Gene Ontology annotation, molecular function: COPII receptor activity. The record is from RefSeq and is a predicted model, not a curated record. Gene Ontology annotation, biological process: endoplasmic reticulum to Golgi vesicle-mediated transport. Lineage: Eukaryota; Metazoa; Arthropoda; Collembola; Entomobryomorpha; Isotomidae. Gene Ontology annotation, cellular component: endoplasmic reticulum membrane; COPII-coated ER to Golgi transport vesicle; Golgi membrane.